UCGACGGUGAUGCGCUGCUGCUUCGACGCCCAGGGUCAGCGCGUGGCCACCGUGUCCUCGGACACCACCAUCAAGCUCUGGGACCGCCGCUCACGCCGCACCACCCUCUCCAUCGCCAGCUCCCACACGGGUGUGAUCUCGGGCUGCUGCUUGACGCGUGACGGGCACUACCUGUGCUCCGCCUCCUGGGACAAGACCCUGCAGCUGUGGGACCUGGCCACCGGAACCUUCCGCUCGCACGCCGCACACACACACACACACCGCCUCACACACGACGGCUGCGUCAGCUCCUGCAUGUUCUCAAACGACGCCUCGCUGCUGGUGUCGGGGGCAUAUGACCGGACGGUGGCUGUGUGGGACAUGAAGGCCAUCUGCAAACUCCUCCUGCUGAAGGGCCAUACGGACUGGGUCAUGGAUGUUGCCAUCAGUGAAGAUAAGAAGUGGGUGGUGUCCUGUUCUAAGGACAAGACCGUGCGUAUGUGGAACAUAGAGCGCGCCGAAGAGAUACCUGCCGUUAUCGAGACAAGGAGGACGCAGGCGCAGGGAUACCAGGUCAUGAAGUGCGAGGAGUGUGCGAGGUCUUUCUCCGUCUUCCGAAUGGAGUCGGACGCCACCAACAAAUGCGUUUUCUGUCGCCUGAAAGCACCAACAAAAUAUGUACCAGUCCCUCCUCCCUGUUUUUGAAGAAAGGACGUUUGUUUUUAAAAGAGUUUUGAGGAUAAAAUGACAUACAAAGUGCUUAUGGCAUGAAAAGAUCGUAUAAGCAAUUUUUUUAUAACGGGGAUUACAACAUAUCUUGUGUGGUUAUUGAGUGUGAUUUUCGACAAGGUGAAACAGCGGCGCCGUGGCUUAGUUGGUUAAAGCGCCUGUCUAGUAAACAGGAGAUCCUGGGUUCGAAUCCCAGCGGUGCCUUUUGUCCUUGCAAGCCUGAGAAUAUUCUGCAAAUUGUGAAAUUCGGGUGAAAUGAAAUAAAU
Molecule: messenger RNA, 974 nt
Organism: Sardina pilchardus (European sardine)
Lineage: Eukaryota; Metazoa; Chordata; Actinopteri; Clupeiformes; Clupeidae
Product: WD repeat-containing protein 88-like
Exons: 6
Coding region: 10-684 (224 amino acids)
Molecular function (GO): protein binding
Source: RefSeq, a predicted model, not a curated record